AUUUCAGUGAAAAGUAUAUCUAGAAGUUAAAAUAUUGAGAAAAAAGAAAAAGAGCAGUGGAACUUGAAAGAAGGAGAACAGAGAGAUUACCUUUAGAGCUCCAUUUUGUUACACUGCACAGAGGUGGUGACUUGCUAAUCAAGAAAACUAGUAGUAAAUAUAGAAGAGGAAGAACUCAGUGCAGCUGCUUUUUUGUUGGUGUUGCACAUAACUGUCGUGUUUGGACAAAAUGCUGCUGCAUAUAUCAUCAAAUUUGGGACACAUCACUGUACUUCCAAGAAAAGGGUUGAGAGAAAAUUUCAAAGCGAGGAUUGCAUCGAGUAGAUUUUCUUAUCGGGCGCUCUUCUAUUCACUAUUGUUCUUCACCUUUCUUCUCCGAUUUGUGUUUGUUUUGAAAGCAGUUGAUAGCAUAGACGGUGAAAACAAAUGCUCUAACAUAGGUUGUCUCGGAAGAAAACUGAGGCCAAAGAUAUUAGAAAGAAAUAAUUCAUCAACUGUACCAGAGGAGAUAUAUGCAACGUUAGAUCAACCCCUUGACAAAUAUGGAAUCGAGGGAAAAUCGGAUAUUCCUCAGACUUUAGAAGAGUUCAUGACUGAAAUGAACAAAGGUGGAUAUGAUGCCAAGACAUUUGCGAUUAAACUAAGAGAAAUGGUAAGAUUUAUGCAACAAAGGACUAGGACCUCCAAAAUCCAAGAACAUUUAUAUCAUCAAGUAGUAUCGAACAGCAUACCGAAACAGCUUCACUGUCUUGAAUUGAGGCUGGCGAAUGAGCACACGAACAAUGCAGCUGCGCGCCUUCGGCUACCAUCUUCAGAACUUUUUCCUGCUCUGGUUGACAAUUCUUACUUUCACUUUGUUCUUGCCUCUGACAAUGUGAUUGCUGCCUCUGUGGUUGCAAAAUCACUUGUUCGCAACAGUUUGCACCCUUGGAAAGUUGUUCUACACAUAAUUACAGAUAGGAAGACUUAUCAUUCCAUGCAUGCUUGGUUUUCACUGCACUCUUUAUCACCUGCUGUAAUUGAGGUCAAGGCAUUGCACCAUUUUGAUUGGUUUACAAAGAGGAAAGUGUCCGCGAUAGAGGCAAAGGAAAAAGAUCAAAUUAAGCGGUCGCAGUUUAGAAGAGGAUCAUCAGUUAUAGUUGCAAAUAUGAAUGAUAAGCCCAAUACUGUUAUUACAGCACAACUGCGAACACGUGGUCCCAAGUAUAGUUCAGUGAUGAACCACAUUCGGAUACAUCUUCCAGAGCUGUUCCCUAGUCUUGACAAGAUUGUCUUCCUGGACGACGACAUUGUGGUACAAACUGAUCUUUCGCCUCUAUGGGACAUUGACAUGAAUGGAAAAGUCAAUGGAGCAGUAGAAACAUGUAAAGGGGGCGAUAAAUUUGCAAUGUCAAAGAGGCUAAAAAGCUAUUUGAACUUCUCCAACCCUCUAAUAUCCAAAUAUUUUGAUCCAAAUGAAUGUCAUUGGGCUUAUGGCAUGAACAUUUUUGACUUGAAAGCUUGGAGGAAGACCAAUAUAAGUCAUACAUACCACUAUUGGGUUGAGCAGAAUAUAGAAGCAAACAUGAGUUUGUGGCAGUUAGGAACAUUACCUCCUGGAUUAAUAGCAUUCCAUGGUAAUGUGCAUAAAAUUGACCCUUUCUGGCACAUGCUGGGAUUGGGAUAUCAGAAAAAUACAAGAGUUGAUGAUGCUAAGAAUGCCGGGGUUGUUCAUUUCAAUGGAAGGGCAAAACCAUGGCUAGAUAUAGGUUUUCCACAACUAAGGCCAUUGUGGAGUAAGUAUGUUGAUUUUUCAGAUAAAUUCAUCAAAAGCUGUCACAUUAGGGCAUCAUAACUUGGAUGUUGAGAGAAUAUGACCUUUUUGAUGAGUUGAAGACAAGGUGCUUGUAUAAAUGAGAGGUUUUUCAAUGUGCAUGUUUGUCUAAGGAAAAGAUGACACAAAAAUGACAUGGCUUGUUUAAAUUUUGAUUUCAAAGUAUUCAUUUAAAAGAUUUCAAAUUCUUUUUCCUCUAUUCACUUUGUACUGUAAAACUAAAAUUUCUAGAUCAUAUACAAAUAUCUAAAGAAAAUGCAGUU
Molecule: messenger RNA, 2076 nt
Organism: Vicia villosa (hairy vetch)
Lineage: Eukaryota; Viridiplantae; Streptophyta; Magnoliopsida; Fabales; Fabaceae
Product: probable galacturonosyltransferase 12
Exons: 7
Coding region: 230-1834 (534 amino acids)
Molecular function (GO): polygalacturonate 4-alpha-galacturonosyltransferase activity
Source: RefSeq, a predicted model, not a curated record